AUGGAGGAGACGCAGGUCAAGAAGAAUGAGGACGGCAAAAAGGUAGAGGAUGAGGUGGUGCGCCUCCGCAGACAGAUCAGCCUGCUCCCCGCUGUGUCCUUCAUCAUUGGUACAGUGGUGGGCAGUGGGAUCUUCAUCGCGCCCAAGGGGGUCCUGAUGAACAGCGGCAGCGUGGGGCUGUCUCUUAUGGUGUGGGCACUGUGUGGAGUCCUCUCAUUGUUUGGAGCUCUGUGCUACGCUGAACUGGGAACCAGUUUUACCAAAUCAGGGGGCCACUACCUCUAUCUGCUGGAGACACUGGGGCCCCUGCCGGCCUUCUUACGGCUGUGGGCGGAGUUCUUCUUCAUCAGACCAGCGGUCACUUCCUACGUGGCCCUCGCGUUCGGCCGCUAUGUAGUGGAGCCAUUUUUUGCCCCCUGCGUUGCGCCCACCGUGCUCAUCAAACUCGUCAGCAUCCUCGGAGUGACAUUUGUGGUGGCCGUGAACUGCUGGAGUGUGACCCUGGCCUCUCGCACUCAGGUCACGUUGACCUUUAUUAAGAUGUUUGCCCUGGUCCUCAUAAUCAUCCCUGGUGUGAUCGCACUGGCCAAAGGACAGACCACAAAUUUUGAAAAUGGUUUUGAAGUUGACUCGCUGACACUGGACCGACUGCCACUGGCCUUCUACAAUGGCUUAUAUGCCUACGGUGGCUGGUUUUAUUUGAACUAUGUUACAGAGGAGAUCAUAAACCCAAACAGAAACAUCCCUCUGGCUAUAAUCAUGUCCAUGGUGACAGUGACCGUGUUCUAUGUGCUUGUUAAUGUGGCCUACUACACCAUGAUGACGCCUGCGGAGCUGCUUUUGUCCGAUGCUGUGGCUGUAACCUUCGCUAACCGUGCUCUCCAGGGACUGGCUUCUGUCAUUCCCAUCCUUGUGGCCCUCUCCUGCCUUGGGGCGCUGAAUGGCGGCUGCUUUGGAUCACCCAGAAUGCUGUUCGUGGGUGCCAGGGAGGGACAUUGGCCACCGAUCUUUUCCAUGAUUCACAUCCGCAGACACACGCCUUUACCUGCCGUGCUGUUACAGUACCCCUUGGUGUUGUUGAUGUUAAUCUCAGGAGAAAUAUACCAGCUCAUCAACUUUGCCUCCUUCGCCCGAUGGUUCUUCAUCGCCUUGGCAACCCUGGGGAUGCUCGUUCAUCGGUAUCGCUUCCCCCAACAUCUGAGGCCUUUUAAGGUGCCCUUGGUGAUUGCGGUCACCUUUACAGUCGUUUGCUUUUUCAUCGUGGGCCUGUCUUUGUAUUCAGACCCGUGGAACACAGGGCGAAGCUGCUUGCUCACACUAACUGGAGUCCCAGUUUACUACGUGACCGUUUAUCGCUUUCGCCUCCCCGGCAGAUUGAAACACAUCUUUAACUACUGCAGCAUGCAGUUGCAGAUCCUUCUGGAAGUGGUUCAGCAGGAAGUCCAAACAUACUGAUGACCGCUAAAACCCCUACUGGAUAAGCCCCGUGUUUUCUAACAUUUCUAACAUGUUGUAAUAGUUCUGUUUGUAAUCUCUAUAAAUCAUCUGCUUUUGGCUUUUAAAAAGUUUCAGAUGAGCCAACAUUUGUGUAUUAGAUAUGCAGUCAGUGCCAAUGUUAUCAUUUUAAUAAACCAAACUUAAAAAGGGAA
Molecule: messenger RNA, 1649 nt
Organism: Betta splendens (Siamese fighting fish)
Lineage: Eukaryota; Metazoa; Chordata; Actinopteri; Anabantiformes; Osphronemidae
Product: cystine/glutamate transporter-like
Exons: 12
Coding region: 1-1455 (484 amino acids)
Biological process (GO): amino acid transmembrane transport
Cellular component (GO): membrane
Molecular function (GO): L-amino acid transmembrane transporter activity
Source: RefSeq, a predicted model, not a curated record